Tetranychus urticae (two-spotted spider mite) is the source of this 3890-nucleotide messenger RNA. Lineage: Eukaryota; Metazoa; Arthropoda; Arachnida; Trombidiformes; Tetranychidae. The record is from RefSeq and is a predicted model, not a curated record.
GGCUCUGUACAUUGUUAACUGAUUAGUUAUUUAUUAUUAAGAUGAACUAACUUUAAUCUAAGUUUUUGUGUGUUAAAUAUAUAAAAGUGUCUACCAUUUAAUUUCCUGACCAGAAGUCUUAAUUGUUUCUCAUGGUAGGAAGAAGUGGAGCUUAUGACUCGAAAACUAUUAUUAUACCUAAUUUUGACCACAUUUGUGCAAUAGUAAUUUGUUGUCUCUUAAUUUCUUAAUUAUUCCGACACCAGCCAACCUUCAUCAUUUUUGUUAAUUUACCCUUUCUCCUCCAAUUUACACCUUAAAUAUUUAUCUUUGAUUGUUGUUUGGUCCAUUUCUUCCUACUUUAAACCAUCUUUUUGUUGUUUUUUUUUCAUUUCCCUUUGGAUUGUAUUGUUUUUUUGUUAUAUUUGUAACUGCCUGUCACACCAUCUUUAAAUCACCACCAUUGAUCACCAAAGAAUCUCCGUUUAUCCCUUUAUUUUGAUCAUCUUCAUAAAAAUUGAGAACUAAUUGGGACCCUAGAAGGAAGCAAAGUCAAUUAAAAAGAAAUUUUUAGUUUUUUAAAACACAACCGACUCUCAAAUCAGUUCUCAACACAAUUCCAUCAGCACUUAACAAACCCGAUCUAUUGGUUUCCGUAAGCUUGUCGUGGAGCAAAUAAAGAAUCUUAAACGUGUCUUGUCUGUGUUGACUCACCUUAAAAAAUUUUCCAUGGAUUCAGCAUCAAUUGAUUCAAAUAGUAACACCAUCGAUGAAGCUAGUAACGUUAAAUCUGAAUCAACCAGUGGUUCAUUUGAAGAACGAGUUAAAGUAGAUAGGAAAAAGUUUGAACAGAUUAUAAACGGCGAGAACAAAGAACUUGGAUCUGCAGAAGAGUUCUUCAAUGAAAUCAUGGCUGAAACAAAUACCAUUAUCACAUGGCCAAUGAAAUUAAAGCCAGGAACUAAAUCUAAGAAGGAUCCACAUAUCCGUAUUACUGGUGCACAAGAAGAUAUAUUGAAUGCCAAGGAUAAAAUUCUUGAUCACUUGGAUAGUCGCAAAAAUCGUGUUACCCUUAAAAUGGAUGUUGCUUAUACCGAUCAUUCUCACAUUAUUGGUAAAGGUGGUCGAUCCAUUCAAAAAGUAAUGAAUGAAACUGGUUGCCAUAUUCAUUUUCCUGACUCUAAUCGGACCAACACCAUUGACAAAAGUAAUCAGGUUAGCAUUGCUGGUACUGCACUGGGUGCAGAGCAAGCUAGAUGUCGAAUCCGGGAACUCUUACCGCUGAGCGUACAUUUUGAGCUUCCCAUCGCUGGUUACAAUAAAAUGGAAAUGUUUGACCACACUUCACCAGCCAUUCAAACAAUUCAACAAACUUACGGUAUCUCUAUCAACAUUCGAAUAAUUGGUAAAAGCAAUGUUUUUGGAAAUUUUGGUUCUUCUUGUGCCAGUUAUGCAUCCAUUUCAGUUCGAGGUACCCGUGCUCAAUGGUUAGCCAUGAAACAAGGUAUUGCGGUUUUGAUUGAAUAUCUCUGUGGCCAUCCUAUGACCAACAACUCUCCUACUAUACUUUUCACCUUGGUGAUUGACAUCGCUUCUCAACAUCAUUCUUUUGUUAUGGGUCGAGGAAAUGUCAACAUUCGGUCUAUCAUGCAAUCUACGGGUGUUGUUAUUAAUUUCCCUGAUCCAGUAGCUGUUGAAAAUACUACGAUGACAACUCUUCAUGGUUCCUUAACAGUUAGAAAAUCAACUGUUAUGAUUAAAGGACCCUGCUUUGAUUCUGUUGUCCUUGCAUGGCAAGAACUUUUGGGCUAUCUUCCACUAGUUCUUAUUUUUGACUUGAAAGAAGGCCAACAGACGGAUGCAGCUUUGAUAACCCAAUUGAUGAAGGAUUACGAAGUUACCAUACUAAUUAAACAGAAACCUAAACAAAAUUCUGGUAGAUGCAUGACUGUUCGGGGAGCAGAACGUGAUUCACGUAUGCUUUUUGAAGUUAGAAGGCAAAUAUUGGAAUUAGAUGAGAGUGAAGUUCCUAAUUGUUGUGAUAAACAUACCAUUAUGAUGAUGGCCAAACUUUUUUCUUCACUUAUACCUCAUUGUACCCUUAAUCCAACAAGCAUGAUGACAAUGAAGGGUGGAUUUGGAUCGGCUCUUAAUCCCUCUGGUUGUUUACCUAAUAAUGGUGGACUUGGUGGACAAGUUAACGGGCUUCUUAACUGGCCAUCUAAUGAUUACUCAAGUGUUGGCAAUUUUCCAAGUUUUGCCGCUGCCGCUGCUGCUGCUGCCGCUUCAACUAAUGUUCCUUCACAGUUAGGACCUAAUGGAUUUUUACAAGCCAUGCUAGCUACUCAAUUGACCAAUUUUGCUGCUGCAGCAGCAGCCAAUCAACAACAGCAACAGCAAAUCUCUGCUCAACCAAAUACUCCAUCUUUUAACAUUGAUAUGUUGAAAAAUAGUUCAGAUAAUAGGAAUGGAAAUGGCUGUAUACAAUCCGCUCAUAACUUGAUGUCCACCUCAACAACACCUACCAUGAAUCAAUCUUGUCUUACGACUUCCAGUAUGAAUUCACCCAAUAGUGGAAGUGAAACUUCAGCUCCAUCACCCCUUGAUCUUUCCCCUCCACCUAACAGGAGUCUUUCUGCCAUUUUUGGUAACUUUUCAGUCUCUGAUAAAUCAACAGCUUUUCCAUGGCCAGAGCCUAGAAAAUUGGAUUACGACGAGCGUAAAUAUUUGGCUGCUAAAGCAGUUCGUGAAGCCAAACCAAAAGCAAGUGAACCUCGAACUCCGACCCCAUCUUGGGCAGGAUUUGGUUUUUCUAAAUCAAUGCCUCACGAGCUCCUUAAAAGUCGACUUGAUAGUUGCCGUGCAACAGAAAAAUUGACACCAGUCGAAGAGUCUCCCGAUGAGCUUAACAAUCCGAACAACAGUCUUCUCACUAAUAGCUCUUUAACCAAUGAUAUGUCUCUUCAAUCGUCAUUCUGGGAAUCGACGAAAUACCCAACUUCAAACGGAUUAAAAACUUUACGUAAACAACAAAGUUUUGACUUUUCAACUUGCACUGGAAGCCUCUCUCUUGGUUCUUCAAUGCCCUCCAGUUCUUCACUAUUCAGUAACAGUUCUAACAGUAGUAGCAACCUAUUUGAUCCCAUCUCCUCCUCCUCACGAAGUAAAUCGGGCAGCAUAAGCUCAGGCUAUGGUAGUCCAGCGAGUAAUAGUCUCGAUUUAGCGGAGGUCUUAACCCGUUUGGGCCUUGCAAAGUAUAUUGAUUAUUUUCAACGUGCUGAUAUCGAUUUUAAUACUUUCUUAAAUUUUAACGACGCCGACCUCGAAGAACUUGGUAUACCUUACUUUGGACGCCGGAAGCUAUCAAGUGCUAUACUUGAUUGUAAACGAGCCCUUAGGGAACAAGGAUCACUUUCACCGUUUAACCAUUUUGAAGCUGCUCCGGGCGCAGAGAGAAGCCGAAAAGUGAAGAACAUUGUUUAGAAAUUGAAUUAUUCUCGUUUUCACCUUAAAUUUUUUAUGUGUUAACCUUAACCCCUUAACCUUGUUUUCAACAUGAUUGAAUAAAUGAUUUUAAUAAUAAACUUUACCAUUUACUGGUUAAAAAAGUUGAACAAUUUUGUAAACAGGUAGAUCAAUAAGCAAAGUUAAUCAUCAUUCGCUGAUGAUAUACCUGAAGAAAAAAGAAAUAAUUGUAAGCCUAAAUUAGCAUUUAUCUUGUUUCCUACAUUUUUGUAUGUUCCUACUUUUGUUUCAUUAUAUUUGUUUAACUUUAUCCAACAACAAGAGCAACUAAUUAACAAUUUGAUCAUUUAGAGAUGCAUGAAUACUAACACAUCAAUCAAUUGUUUAUUUAAUGUUUAGACAUUAAAACUGCAUAAAUCGUCACAUUUAGAGUAUUUAUUCGUAUU